AUGAGUUCAUUGAAGCAAUUCAUUCGAAAUGUGCGAGCGUCGAAAACAAUCGCAGAUGAGCGCGCAGUUGUACAAAAGGAAAGUGCUGCUAUAAGAGCAAGUUUUCGUGAAGAGAGUGGUGAUCAUAAUGUCAGACGAAAUAAUGUAGCGAAGCUGUUAUACCUAUUCACAUUGGGUGAGAGAACUCAUUUUGGUCAGAUAGAAUGUCUCAAGCUGCUUGCAUCUCCAAGAUUUGCAGACAAGAGAUUGGGAUAUCUGGGGACAAUGCUUCUGCUGGACGAGAAUCAGGAGGUAUUAACUUUGGUAACCAAUUCUUUGAAGAACGAUCUCAAUCACUCUAAUCAAUAUAUCGUUGGCCUAGCUCUAUGUACCCUCGGAAACAUUGCAUCAGUCGAAAUGUCCCGAGACUUAUUCCCCGAAAUUGAAACCCUUCUCUCUACCGCGAACCCCUAUAUCCGUCGGAAAGCUGCAUUGUGUGCCAUGAGAAUAUGCAAGAAAGUCCCGGAUUUACAAGAACAUUUCAUCGAAAAGGCAGGAAACCUUCUGUCGGAUCGAAAUCAUGGUGUUUUGUUGUGCGGUCUUACAUUGGUAACGAACCUUUGUGAGAUGGAUGAGGCAGAAGGUGGAGAGGAAGGAAUCGUGGAGAAAUUUAGACCAUUCAGCGGAGGCUUAGUCCGAACGCUGAAGGGCUUGGCUAGUUCCGGUUACGCCCCUGAGCAUGAUGUUACUGGAGUUACGGAUCCAUUCUUACAAGUUAAGAUUUUACAACUGUUGAGAGUUCUUGGCCGGGGAGAUCCAGAAACCAGUGAGCAGAUCAACGAUAUUUUAGCCCAAGUUGCUACGAACACCGACUCUUCGAAGAACGUUGGAAACUCCAUUUUAUACGAGGCUGUUCUCACUAUUCUUGAUAUCGAAGCCGAUUCUGGUUUGAGAGUACUCGGCGUCAAUAUCCUUGGAAAGUUCCUUUCAAAUCGGGACAAUAAUAUUCGAUAUGUCGCUUUGAAUACACUCAUAAAGGUGGUCGCCAUUGAGCCAAAUGCAGUCCAACGACAUAGAAACACUAUAUUGGAAUGUUUGCGAGAUCCUGAUAUCAGUAUCAGGCGGCGUGCAUUGGAUUUAAGUUUUACUCUUAUCAAUGAGAGCAAUGUCAGAGUACUGAUUAGAGAGCUCCUUGCUUUCUUGGAAGUUGCCGAUAAUGAGUUCAAGCCAAUCAUGACCAGUCAGAUUGGUAUUGCAGCAGACAGAUUCUCACCAAAUAAACGAUGGCAUGUGGAUACCAUGCUGAGAGUUUUGACCUUGGCAGGAAAUUACGUCAAAGAGCAGAUUUUGUCCUCAUUUAUCAGAUUAAUUGCGACAACCCCUGAAUUGCAAACUUAUGCGGUACAGAAGCUAUAUACUAGCCUGAAAAAAGACAUCACCCAAGAAUGUCUGACUUUAGCUGGCGCAUGGUGCAUUGGUGAGUAUGGAGAGACUUUACUCCGUGGUGGUCAAUAUGAGGAAGAAGAACUUGUUCAAGAAGUCAAGGAGAGUGAAGUCGUUGAUUUGUUCUCGACCAUCCUCAACAGCAGUUACGCCACUCAAAUUGCAACCGAAUACAUCAUCACAUCCUUGAUGAAGCUCAGUACUCGUCUAUCAGAACCUGCGCAAAUUGAUCGAAUUCGACGAAUUUUAUCAAAUAAUGCCACGAAUCUUGACAUCGAGGUUCAACAGCGAGCGGUGGAAUACGGCAACUUAUUUAGCUAUGACUCCAUUAGAAAAGGUGUAUUGGAAAAGAUGCCUCCACCACAAAUCAAGGAAGAAUCACGAGUCCUUGGUGAGGCUAGUAAGAAACCAAGCAAAGCAUCAAACAGAAAGUCGAAGAUCAUCAAACCAGCAGAACAAGAUUUACUAUUUGACCUAAUGGGAGAUGGAGGAAUGCCUGAUGCAAAUGUCGGUGGUGCUAAUGGUGGAUCUCAAAAUAAUGCAGACCUUCUCGCAGACAUACUUGGAGGCACUGAUUCAUCUCAACCUUCAUCUUCCCCAACCCAGCAGUCAAAUAUGAGUUCAAUUAUGGAUUUAUUUGACAACACGCCAUCUCAACAGCCCCCUUCUGCCACGGCAACUCCUUCAAAUGAUCUCUUCUCUGGUGUAUCUUCACCUCCACCUCAAGCACCUUCAAUUCCCACAUACCCAUGUUACGACAAAAAUGAUCUUAGUAUUGUGUUACAACUUCAACGAAAUGCAGAAGGUGUCGUACAAGUCUUAUCUCGAUUCAAAAACUCCUCCAUGCAUCAAUCUUUCUCUUCAGUGGCAUUGCAAGCUGCAGUACCUAGAACACAAAAACUUCAACUGAACGCCAUGUCAAACACGAAUUUAGGGCCUGGAGCAGAAGCGACACAAUCAAUGAGAAUUACAGGAAGUAGCGGACCGCCAUUACGAUUGAGAUUAAAGAUUUCUUAUGCACACCCAACUGCGGGACAAGUGACGGAUCAGGUAGAUUGGUCGGAACCAAAUUAG
Messenger RNA from Sclerotinia borealis F-4128, 2496 nucleotides. The record is from the annotation of a GenBank genome assembly. NCBI's taxonomy places the organism in Eukaryota, Fungi, Ascomycota, Leotiomycetes, Helotiales, Sclerotiniaceae.